Molecule: messenger RNA, 1763 nt
Organism: Sinocyclocheilus grahami
Lineage: Eukaryota; Metazoa; Chordata; Actinopteri; Cypriniformes; Cyprinidae
Exons: 6
Coding region: 236-1042 (268 amino acids)
Source: RefSeq, a predicted model, not a curated record
UUGAGAUUCUAGAGACUUUUUAUUUAUUUAUAUAUUUUUUGUAAUUAUACACACUUCAGCUUCAUUGUCCAUCUGGCGUUUGGACAUGAGUUUGUUUGCAUGGAGCUGAACAUCUCUGAAUAGACUCAUUGACUGUUCUUUGAAAGAGGUGAUCAGUCCAGACCUUAUGUAUCGGAUAUGAAUCUGUAACUUGAAGCAGUGGUCUUAAACAAAGCUGAGAACAAUCAAAGACAGAAUGCUGAAGACCCUUACUAAAAAACUUAGAAGACACUCUCUAAAUGAGAUCCAUCCUUUUCAACUAAAGAUUUCCUACCAUGGCAGUGAGGAAGGAGGGGAGAGUGAAGACUCAGAAGGUGAAAACCAAGAGCUGGCACAGAUAGACAGAGAGCGCCGGCGGAACUGCGCCUUGACCCCUCUAGCUACUAGCCAGCAGCACAACCAGGGCAUUCUUUCUCCCACCCAGUUACGGCGUCUCCGUUUAUUCCUGGACCCAAUCCUGGACCAUCACAGUUCCGAAGAGGAGCUUGAGCGCAUCGCAGGAGCUACGGCGGCCGAAGGGGGCCGAAAGUGGCACAGACAUGGAGACAUGAGCAGCGCCUCUAGUGACGAGGAGGUGAAGGACCUGUGUGGGCCAAAUGAAUCAUCGGCUGGACCUCGCUUGAGCGCCACCUCUCCCAGCCCUGUUCUCUUCAGCUCCUCCCCUCCUCGAGCUCUCAAGCCUUCUCACAUCCCAGCCCGCCUACCUGUCCGGCCCAUCAUUCUCAGCCACUUUGAGCAACCUUCCAUGCCUUACUGGCGGCACCGGCCCGCUUACACAGGAGAACCUGGUCGCCCCAGCUUGGACCUAGAGAAAAUGCAGCAGAAAAUGCUUCUAAAGAAGAACUGUGGAGGAAAAACAAGGACUAUCAAGAUUCGGAACCUGAGUGGUGGCCGUCACGCACCCCGAUAUUCCUACGAUCCAUCCAUCUUCGCUUUCCGCCCUCUGAGCAACGCUCCACCCUGCAGCCCCCUGCUCCCUGCCGAGGAACCUCCGUGUGCUUGAGGGAAAGGACUGGAAACUCGCAGAGACAAAACAUCACAAAUCUGUGGACCAAAAAUUCCCAACAUAAAGACAAUGUUUGUUUGCAUUGCCUUUUAUUUUGCAGGAUAUUAGUGUGAACAAAAGCCCUAUGAUAAGGCCUGUUGACAAAACAGGAAGUGUGAUCAGGGCCAGAAUGUAGAAGAGGAAUGAGGAGACGGCAACCCUUUGCCUUUAGCCGUCUCAUCCUCUUUAUCUCUCAGGAAACCCACUUAGAACUUAUUAUAACGACAAGGCCAUGACCACUGCACUUUUAAACAUCUUUUAAACCACAAUUAAAUGGUUUGGUUUCUCUGAUGUGUUUAACGGGAGUGAGCAGAGAUUAGUCAGUGGUUCGUAGAUAACGUCUCAUGAUUGGGCCACAUGGUUAUGUUGAGAUCAUCGGAUUGAGAGUAAAAUGUAAGACCACAUUUAGAUUGCAUUUGGUUUUGACAGCAAAAUGUGAUGAGAGACAAUCAGUUUAAUGCCAGAAUGGGCCUUAAUUAAUUUUUGAUAAAAUAGGUUUUCGAUCUAUAAACAAUGUGAAAGCUAACAAUCACAUAUAAUGACAACACAGGCCAGAUAGUCCAAGUCAUUGUUCAACUUCAGAUGUUAUGUAAGUCUGACCAUAACAAUGUAUCAGUUAUCAGAGCUGAUUAUCUGAUGUGUAUUCCAAAGUAAUUAAAUCUUAAGUGAAGAACGAGAA